Messenger RNA from Hippoglossus stenolepis (Pacific halibut), 1940 nucleotides. RefSeq names its product flocculation protein FLO11. The coding region runs from base 16 to 1155 and encodes 379 amino acids. The transcript has 14 exons. The record is from RefSeq and is a predicted model, not a curated record. NCBI's taxonomy places the organism in Eukaryota, Metazoa, Chordata, Actinopteri, Pleuronectiformes, Pleuronectidae.
UGAUGGGAGUUGGCGAUGCAUUCAAAUAAACCCACUUUACGUCAGGAAGGGAAGCCGGUGUAUUUCCUCCCCCCCUCCUUCUUUAUCUGCAGCCAGGGCCAAAAUAAGCAUCGGCAGCAGAGCGCCCGAGGCUCGGACACCUUCUUUCCCACUGGCCACUGCACUGUUUCUGAGUCCGAGGGCGAAGUCAGAGGGGUCCACGGCAGCAGAAUCACCAUGAAGACCACCAUGGUUCUUGUGCUCCUUCUGCUCGCGUCUGUCCACGUCUCCACAGAAGAAGAGACAGAAGAGAAACCCGCUGGGCAAGCUCCAGUACAGCCAACGAUAAAGAUGGAAACAGAUUCGCCAACUAAGUCAGUCACCAAACAUAACAACACGCAAGAUCAGACGACACAACCGCCAGUGAUCAUAACCAGAGCAGGACGCACUGAGACUCCAGCGCAGACCACCGUGAAGCCCACUCUACCUGCAGCUGCAGCUACGUCCCACAAAGCUGUGGCCAAUGCUUUCCUGCACAUUCAAAUUACAGCUGCAGCUACAACUACAGUUACAGCUGCAGCUACAACUACAGCUACAGCUGCAGCUGCAGCUACGUCCCACAAAGCUGUGACCACUGCUUCUCCGGUUGAUCCCAACAAGCGCACUCAAAGUGUGAAAAAUGACACUCCUGAGCCGAGGUCUUCCCAGACUCCAACCCCGAGCCUCCACCCAAAGACCGAGAUGCAUGUCACGUCACUCAGUACAGCUAUGAAAAAGGAAACUGUGGAGCCGAGAUCUUCUCCAACUCUGAAACCAAGCAACCGCCCUGAGACAAGUGAGACUUCAUCUGAUCAAGGACACAAUCAACAAUCAAAACCAGGCAAAGGCACCAGUACUCCUGUCCCAGAUACAGGUUCUCAGACAGGGAGUGAUGUGAAAGAGCCGCUCAAAUCAGACAAAAGGCUGUGCUGGUUGGCACUGCCCGCCCUCCUGGCCGUAGCUGCCGCCGCCAUCUUCUUCAAGUUCAGAAGCAAGAGAAUCAACGACCACUCAGAAAACAUUGACAAUGGCACUGAGAACGCAUCCUUCCAGAGCAGGCCCGAGAGCAGCAAAGAUGGCGUCAUGCUCCUCGGGGUGAAGUCAUGCGUCGGGGAGGAAAACGCGGCUACAAGAUAGAAGAAAACUGGAGGGUGGAAACAUGAAGAUCAGCCAGAGGAUGAGUCACAUCUGUCCCCCACGUACUGAUCUAGUGGAGGAGCAGCUUAGAUGCUUUCAUUUUAGUUUGUGAAACAUAGUGUUGUGUGGAGCAGAGACGUGUGGAGCAGUGGUUUUCAUGUAUGAUUCUGUAUGCUGACAGCAGUUCGAUGGAGCAGUGGGCGUGACUGUGAUGAUGAAUCUCAGAGUAGGUGAACUUGUUGUGGUGAAUGCUGGGCUACAUUCUCAGUAUACUGUUGACUCAAACCUGCAAAAGUACAGCUGCAUCACUCAUUUCUGUCCAAAACAUGUUUCCUGUACAGUGCACUGACCUCAGAUCUGUCACAUAUUUGAUGUAAUGAGUGUCUGUUUCAUAGUUUUAGAAUUAUCCGUCGGUUUUGAAUAUAGUCUGUGUGUGAGUAGUGAGGGGAGUGAGUGAGUGAGUGAGUGAGUGAGUGAGUGAGUGAGUGAGUGUGUGUGUGUGUGUGUGUGUGUGUGUGUGUGUGUGUGUGUGUGUGUGUGUGUGUGUGUGUCUGUCAGUCAUUCAAUAUCACCAAACGACUAACGGCCUACAGUCUAGCGAUGCACAACAGACUCUAGGUAUUAAGAAGAGUUUUAGAGUUACGUAAUUACGUUUUUUCAGUAAAUACACAUUCAAUCAUACAAUGAAUUAGCAACAGGUUUGUAUUUUAAAGACACUGGAACUGCUUCAUAUCGUGAAUUUCUUGUUCAAGCUCAAUUUCCUGAAUAAAUCACUAAAAAAAAGA